Osmerus eperlanus (European smelt) is the source of this 516-nucleotide messenger RNA. RefSeq names its product calcium-activated potassium channel subunit alpha-1-like. The coding region runs from base 1 to 516 and encodes 171 amino acids. The record is from RefSeq and is a predicted model, not a curated record. The transcript is spliced from 5 exons. Lineage: Eukaryota; Metazoa; Chordata; Actinopteri; Osmeriformes; Osmeridae.
AUGCAUAAGCCUAGAACCUCCAUCCCGGAGAUAUCAUAUGAACACUGUAUGUACAGAGGAACAAAAAUAUGGGACCUCUAUGUCGUCUCCUGCCUCGUCACUCUGGUGCAAGGUGUGAUACUCAUCCUCUUGAAGAAGUGGACUCAGCCGACAGUCAAACUGCACCAAUUCUUGAGCCAGAAACACCACAGGACUAAUGGCAAGUGCAUCGCUCCGCAAUCUAGUUCAUUCUUCAGCAGUCUGAAGGACGGUAUAACAGUGCAUGCAUCGACCCUCGUAUCGCCCAAACACCCACAUGGACAGUUCCUGAGCGUGUUGAUGUUCGUGUUAAAUCUGGGGUCGUUUGUGAUUUACCUCGCCCUGACCACCAGGCCCAUUGAGUACUGCGUGGAGAAUUUGGAUAACCUGCUCCUGUUAGACCUUGCCUUCGACAUAAUUUACCUUCUACACUUUUGGCUAAGGGUGGAACUGAGUGGUCGAGAGUUUGACUGCAGAUCAGGAGGUCCCAGGUUCUGA